AUGGCAGUCCUUGGAAACGUUCUAGGAUUUGGCGCGUUUGGAAUAGCUGCACGCGCCUGGCAACUUGGUAUCCAAAAACGCAAUCUCUUCCAAUCACCAGGAGCAUACUUGCUAUCGGGAGGAGCAUUUGGAGCGAUAGGAUACUGGCUUGUCGGUGUUGAAGAACGACAAGUAGAAUUAAUUGCACAAAAGCGCAAGGAAUUGGAAGCACGGAGAAAUCCCGCACAGACUUUGUAA
Messenger RNA from Rhizoctonia solani, 237 nucleotides. RefSeq lists its product as uncharacterized. NCBI's taxonomy places the organism in Eukaryota, Fungi, Basidiomycota, Agaricomycetes, Cantharellales, Ceratobasidiaceae. Bases 1 to 237 code for a protein of 78 amino acids. The transcript is spliced from 3 exons. The record is from RefSeq and is a predicted model, not a curated record.